UUCGUGCCCCGCGGGGGAACCAGAUGAAGCACAUCUGGACAGCUGCGCUGGGGAACUGUGCGGCCCCCUCGCGGGCCCGACGUCAGCUGGGCACGUCCCCCACGUUCUCUCCUGCUAGCCACUUAUUAUUAUUCCUAUUCCCAAAGAAGCAACCGAGGAUCCAAGCUUAAACUUUUCUCCUCCGCUGAGACGGGGCCAGAUCCCAUCCAGCACACAGUUUAAUUUUCAUGGGGCUCUGGGAUCAAAAGAACAGAAACAGCAACAACAAAAGCCCAGCCGCGGUCUGAUUUAAAACAGGCAAAGUGAGAAAAGUAGUGUUGAGUAAACAGACUAAGUUGGACAUGGGGAGUUUCAAAGGUCAUGCCCUCCCUGGAACCUUCUUCAUUAUCAUGGGUAUUUGGUGGACCAUCAAGUGCAUUCUGAAGUAUGCCUUCAAAAAGCACAAAAGGACUUCCUACCUUGGCUCCAAAGCAUUAUUCCAUCGAAUAGAAAUUUUUGAGGGAAUUGUAUUAAUUGGCAUGGCCAUCACUGGCAUGCUCGGGGAGCAGUUUAUUCCUGGUGGGCCCCACUUAGCCUUAUAUGACUAUAAAGAGGGUCAGUGGGUCGAACUCUUGAGCUGGCAUCAUUUCACCAUGUAUUUCUUCUUUGGGCUGCUGGGUGUGGCGAACAUCUUGUGUUUUAUCAUCAGUUCACUUCCCACCUCCUUAACCAAGUUAAUGUUGUCGAAUGGCUUAUUUGUGGAGGCUUUUGUCUUGUACAAUCACACUCAUGGCCGGGAAAUGCUGGACAUCUUUGUGCACCAGCUGCUGGUCUUGGCCGUCUUUGUGGCAGGCCUGAUUGCCUUCUUGGAGCUCUUCAUACGGACCAAUAUCACUGUGGAACUUCUUCGGACAAGCUUUAUCCUGCUUCAGGGGAGCUGGUUUUGGCAGAUUGGUUUUGUCCUUUAUCCCCCCAGUGGAGCUCCUGCAUGGGAUGCAAUGGAUCAUGACAACAUCAUGUUUCUAACCAUAUGCUUUUGUUGGCAUUAUGCAUUAAACAUUGUUGUUGUUGGAAUGAUUUAUGCCUUUGUCACUUGGCUGACAUCUGGGCCUCAUCUCUUUAGGGGCUGGGAAGCCUCCAAGAAUAAUGGCAACAUUCAAGGAGCCUCUCUAGCUCAUGUCAGCUCCCUUCCAGAGUCAAAAGAAGACUACUGUCUCUUCCUGUUUCAAAAAGCUUCAGACCUCUCUUAUCCACUUACAGUUUUCCAGAAACCAGAAAGUCCAUGUUGACUUCCUCAGCCUUUACCUUUUUGACCACUUAGUCCCCUCUACCCGGCAUAUUCAAAUUAAAUGCUUAUCUCUUCUAUGAAAACUUUGUGACUGUUCUAGACUCAUCUCCCUUCAUGAGUUUUCUAGCACAUUAGUCACUACUACCCUUUUUUGCAAUUGCAAUCUAUCUUUACUGUUAGCUCAUGUCAGCCUUACCUGUUAGCUAGAUUGUAGCACCUUGAGGAAAAUACCCUUUUCAUGUUUUGCACAGAUCUUGGGAUGUUGUCAAAUGGCAUUCCAUUUACUGAGUAGGUACUCAAUAAACAUUUAUGUACUGUUUUAAUA
This is a messenger RNA of Lontra canadensis (Northern American river otter), 1592 nucleotides long. It is a transcript of the gene TMEM45A, whose product is annotated as transmembrane protein 45A. The transcript has 6 exons. Lineage: Eukaryota; Metazoa; Chordata; Mammalia; Carnivora; Mustelidae. The coding region runs from base 342 to 1268 and encodes 308 amino acids. The record is from RefSeq and is a predicted model, not a curated record.